AAACGACACGAAUUAUACCAGAGACCAAUACUUUAUAUGAAUGAUCUUAUGUUUAAAAUUUUGUUUUGGUGACCAUUUAAAAGUGUAUCCAAAUAGCACCCAAUUAGAAAAGAACGGAAUUAUGAGAGCUCUUAUGAAAGCAAGCAUACUGAAACGACUCAUGAGAACUACUUUUGGCAACCUUAUUAGAAGAAAUGAAAGUGAAAGUCAGCAGUACAAAAUUGAAGAUAGAUGAUGUGUUUUCGAUGGAUCAUAGACCUUCUGCUGGCAAUGAGGAAGAUUCCAUUGCUAUUCAUCAACAUGUUUAUGUCAAUUGUUUUUUGAUAGCGUAUCUUUAUAGCUUAAACAAAUUUAUAGAAGAAAAACUAGACGAGGAUUAUGGAGAUGAAUGGAAAAACAAAAAUAUUGCUUUUACUGUAUCCGUCGACAAGUAUUUACUGGAUAAAGUAUUCGGUUCAAAAGAGAGGCUGAAUGAAUUAUUUUAUGCAAGUGGGGUACUCCAGAAAGACAACAGACUACGAAAAGCCCAAAUAUUUUCCUACGGUGAAGAAAUCUUACCGGCUAUUCAACAACGACUAACAGACUUGGACUUUAAGAUGAAAUCUUACUUUGUUGUCGCACAGAUACACCCAAAACAUAUUCAACUGACCUUACACCAAGUCGUCAAGCUGUCGUCGUAUGAAGAAAAUACUGCUACUAUUAUAAUUCAAGAUGAGAUUGUACAGAUCGAGGAUGUAUACGACUCCCUUUCACAUUGCUUUGGUUAUAAGAAUGUUUAUCAAAAACUAAAACUGUGUGUAGUUGAAAUAAUGAAUUCUAAUAUCACAAGUUUGGAUAUGAAAUUUAAAAACAACUUUAAUAUCGGUAAUGAUUGUGAUUGCAAAACUGUUCUGUUUCUUCGCAACAUCAUUGAAAUAGGUUUGAAGCCAGUAUUACAAAACAUUGCGACAAUAAUAGCAUCUUCAAUGAAUAACGCUACAUUAUUUUCAAACUAUGAAUUGGAUUAUCUUUUUGUAAUAGGAAACGUAUUUGACUUACCAUACAAAUCAGCAAUCUAUUAUACAUACAUUAAACUUGUACAGGAAGCCAUUAAUAUCAGUAUUGAAUCAAAGGAAAAAGAUACAAAAGGAAUUGUGUUACAUGAAUCAUUUCGCCAUUUGUUGGAACAAGUUACUACACACAAAAAACCAUACAUGUUUGAUAGAUUUAGCAUUGGGACCUUGGGCCAGGUUUUCAGAGAGACCUAUGGCAUACGGUUUCUUACUUGGAGGAUUUCAAGUUAUAUUCCGUUUUCAUGUACAGACUUCAAUGAAGAUGGUAAAAAUACUCUCGUGGAGAAUGGAAGUUUCUUAGUGGUUGUUCAGAAAGGACAGCCAGUUCCCAUAACAGGGUUGGCUUUAGAAUUUGAGCUAUACUUUAAAGAACGACUGGAUGACAGUUUACGUGCUGGUAACUACUUUGGGUCUAGGUAUACAAUUGGGAUUCAUAAAUAAUGUUUAUAUAUAUUUUUUAGAAUUGAUUAGAAUGGACCAUUUUGACGACCUUUCAGAGAACAAGUCGAUACUUUUGGAAGAAAAUACUGAAGGUGUGAAGUGUGAACUAGAUGUCGUAUACCCACGGGGAUCAACUCAACCAGUUAUAUUGGAUUUUAAACAUGUCAAUUAUGACUACACCCUACAAUUGUCAGUUAGAGCAAAGGGUGAUGAUACUUCUAAUUCUGCAAAAUGGCCCAUAUUUGUUGAGAAUCCAUUAACACUCGCAUAUACUUAAACACCCAUAUUUUUUCACGUCAAGCCUUUUUGUAUUACUCCCAUUAAUAAACCUAGAAAGAGUAUAUUCUGGUUCUUUCUUUUGUGAAAUUAUAAGGGUUUAUGAAUUAAAGUUUAACUAAGUUACUUACAUGAAAG
Molecule: messenger RNA, 1907 nt
Organism: Mucor mucedo
Lineage: Eukaryota; Fungi; Mucoromycota; Mucoromycetes; Mucorales; Mucoraceae
Exons: 5
Coding region: 195-1493 (432 amino acids)
Source: RefSeq, a predicted model, not a curated record